Neurospora tetraspora is the source of this 1114-nucleotide messenger RNA. RefSeq lists its product as uncharacterized. The record is from RefSeq and is a predicted model, not a curated record. The transcript is spliced from 3 exons. NCBI's taxonomy places the organism in Eukaryota, Fungi, Ascomycota, Sordariomycetes, Sordariales, Sordariaceae. Bases 32 to 1114 code for a protein of 360 amino acids.
AGAAAGGGUAGAGGUAUAUAUCUUGCCCAUCAUGACCGACAACCAGCAGCAGAAGGCGAUUUAUGUCGCCACUUAUGGCCGCGAUCCUAAGAUGGCUGAGGCUGUUAGUGAGAAAUUGUUGCCUGAUAUUGAAGUAGUCCACACCUCCCUCUCCCUCGACACCGCUCUCCACGAACUGCCCGCUCUCUUCUCAGGCGACACCUCCAUCGUCCCCUCCUCCGGUCUAGGAUCCAACACCAACCGGCCCGCCUCAGAGCGGCACAUCCCCACCGCUUUGCUCUUCGGCGGCAACUUAGCCGACGAAGAAUACGAAAAAAUUGUCUCCUCCGUAAGGGAGGCGAUCCCGGGUGCUGAAGGAAGCGGCACACCCGUGCAGUUCAUCAGAGUCGGAAAGAGAGAUGUCAUUGCGGCUGGGGCGUUUACGGGGCCGAAUCCGGAAACCAUUGCUAAAGAGGACGAGGGUCGUGGUGGUAUCGGUGGACGGUUUGGGGGCGGUGAUGCCUCUGUAGGGAAUGACAUUGGCAAGGAUACAAAUAGAGGAAAGGGAAACGGGAAAAGGUUCUGGCAGAGGGGCAACUCGGCCGAUAGUGCCAUCGCACUGCCGGACGACAGCUCAGAAAUCCCCCAAGAGACAAACGACUCCCUCGGCGCCGCCAUCACCACCGGUACUUCCACCUCCUUUACCUUCGCCGGCUCCACUGGUUGGCGAUACAUCAGUCUCUCGGACGACGACCACAUUCACAGCCCACAUGCAGACCAGGACGAGAACGUUGGCCUCCUCCGCGGCAUGCGGUUCAGAGGCAAGAAAAAUAAAGGAAAGAAGGUUGUCAUGUUCGCCAGUGGCAUUCCAGAGGAAGAACAUGAAGAUGACGAUGCCAAUGGGAAAAAGAAGGGCGUCAAAGGAAAAGGCGGGAAGUGUGAAGGAUGGUUUGAAACGCUCAUGGUCCAUGGAUUCGGAUCAAUCGCUCAUUUGUAUGUACCUUGUGUUGAUUUCACAACGUUUGAUGAGAAUGAACUGGAGAAGAAAGAGGUGGCAGUGAUGCCGAGGCAGGCACAGGCGCAUAUUGUGAUUUUCGAUGAUGGGCUGGGCGGUAUAGCGCUUCGUGAUUUAUAG